AAGGGGACACACCCCCUUUGAUCUCUACGUAGUUUGCUGCUGGAACAGGGUGUUUGCUCAGAGUCUGGACCAUUGGAAUUGUGGGUGUCUGCGGGCAGAGUUUGUAGCGGGCUCUGUGAGGUGCCGCGUGAGAUCCUCAACAGACAUUUCAAGAGGCUGUGCCCUUACCCAUGUCUGAGCUUGUCCACACUUCCAUCUUGAUGUCCUUAUGUGGGUGAAGAGAAUCCCAACCUGAAGCCUGGAGCCAACACAGAAAAGCCCAUAGCCUGUGGUCCUCAUCACCUCUACAGCAGUGAAGGUCGCCAGUGUCACCCUGUGGACCCACACCAUCCAGCUGAAGAAGGCAGAGAUGGGUCGUCACCAGGGUCUGUUAACUUUCAAAGAUGUGGCCAUAGAAUUCUCCCAGGAGGAGUGGGAAUGCCUGGACUCCGCUCAGCGGACUUUGUAUAAAGAUGUCAUGUUGGAGAUCUAUAGCAUCCUGGUCUCUGUGGGCCUUUCAGUAUCAAAAUUAGAGCUACUCACCUGUCUUGAGCAAAAUGAAGAACCAUCCACUGCAGGCAUAAAGGAAUUAAAAGGCAUAGAACCAGUCCUGUUUUGUUUUCAUAACAAGGAACUGUUCAAAAUAGAGAGCAAACCAGAAUCUCUCCAGAGAGAAGGACCAGGAAAAUUUGGAAGUAACAGCUUCGGAAAGUUACACGUAAAUCUACCUGAUGACAGGGACUGCAAUGUAGAUCAACAUAAGACUGUGUAUGUGAAUCCAGUAGAACAUGAAAGACAUCAUCAGAUGGGUAUUUCUGAAUAUCACCACAGAUAUCAUGAAGAUAAUAAAGGCCUUACUACGAACUUUGCACUGCAUAAUAACCACAACAAUCAAUUUACAGAGAUCGCUUAUCAUGGUAAUAACUCCUGGGAUAUGUAUAAACAUGAUGUAACUCCUAGCGAUGGACAGAUAAGCAAUUGUUUUCUAGAGAAUUGUUACAAUAAUGAUAGAUGUAGGGGUGUCUCUGGUCAGUGCACACAAUCACCUUUGUACCAGCAGUACUAUAGCCAUGAGAAGCUGUCUACAAGCAAUCAGCAGGAUAAAGUUUUAAAUGAGUCCUCAAAUUGUAUUCAGUGUAUAGAAAUUAGGUCUAGUGGAGAAUUUAACAGACAGAGAUCUGAUAAGUACAGCAAAGUCUCAAUUGAAACAUCAAGCAUUGAGAGGGAUAAGGUAAAUGAUAUUCAUAGAAAACCAUGCCUAUUCAUGGGAAGUGAUAAAUCCUUCAAUUUGUAUUUAAAUAUGACUCAAAAUGAUUCAAGCCACACUAGAGAGAAACCUCAGAAAUAUAAAGUAUAUAGACUGGAGUUUACCUCUCCUUCGAAAUUUGUUGGGCAUCCAAGAUCCUUUGUUCAACAAAAAUAUAGGAAAUCUAGGAAAUGCUCCAGGAGUCCCUCAGGCCUCACUAGACUUAAAAUGCUUCAAACUGGAGGAAUACCAUGCAAAUUUACAGAAUGUAGAAAGUCCUUUUCUCAGUUCUCAGGCCACAGAGAGAAUUAUACAAUCCAUACUGUGGAGAAACCUUUCAAAUGUAAAAUAUGUAAAAGGUCUUUUACCACAGGUUCAUAUCUGCAAGCUCAUCAGAGAAUCCACACUGGUGAGAAACCAUACAAAUGCCAAGAAUGUGGCAAGUCCUUUACUCAUGCCUGCUCUCUUCAAGUUCAUCUAAGGCUUCAUACUGGAGAGAAACCUUACAAAUGUACAGAUUGUGGUAGGUCUUUUGCUGAGGGCUCAACUCUUAAAUCCCACCACAGAAUCCAUACUGGUGAGAAACCCUACAAUUGUAAAGAAUGUGGAAAGUCCUUUGCCAAACGAUCAAAUCUUCAAGCUCAUAGCAGAAUUCAUACUGGAGAUAAGCCUUACAAAUGUACAGAAUGUGGCAAGUCUUUUACCAGCAGCUCCUGUCUUCGAACACAUCACAGAACCCAUACUGGAGAGAAAUCUUAUAAAUGUAAAGAAUGUGGCAAGUCCUUUACCCAGUACUCCCAUCUUCAAACUCACUACAGAAUCCAUACUGGAGAGAAACCGUACAUAUGUAUAGAUUGUGGCAAGUCCUUUUCUAAUAGCUAUUCUCUUCAAAGGCAUCACAAAACCCACACAGGGGAGAAAUCUUAUAAAUGUAAAGAAUGUGGCAAGUCCUUUUCCCAGGGCUCACAUCUUCAAGCCCACCACAGAAUACACAGUAGAAACAAACCUUGCAAGUGUAAGGAAUGUGGCAAGUCUUUUGCAGAGGGCUCAACUCUUAAAACCCACCACAGAACUCAUACUGGAGAGAAACCUUACAAAUGUAAAGAAUGUGGCAAAUCUUUUACCGAGGGCUCAACUCUUAAAGCCCACCACAGAAUCCACACUGGAGAGAAACCUUACAAAUGUAAAGAAUGUGGCAAAUCUUUUACCAUGGCCUCAGCUCUUAAAAUUCAUCACAGAAUCCAUACUGGAGAGAAACCUUACAAAUGCACAGAUUGUGGCAAGUCCUUUACCCAGCACUCACAUCUUCAAAGACACUGUAGAAUCCAUACAGGAGAGAAACCUUACAAAUGCAAAGAAUGUGGCAAGUGUUUUGCUGAGGGCUCAACUCUUCAAAAACAUCACAGAAUCCAUUCAUGAGAGAACCUUUACAGAUGUAAAGAAUGUUCAAAAUCUAUUACCUGAUUCACAAAUCUGAAAGAUCACUCUGGAAUCCAUACAGAAACAAACUACAAAUGUAAAGAAUGUUUUGAAAAUAUUACCAAAGGCUGUAAAUUUGGAACACAUUAUAAAAUUUAAGCAUGAGACAAAAGCAAGGGUAAUUACUGGCACACCGUUCACCCAAUAAGAAUGUUCUUUAAAAUAUGAAGUAUAGUUAGAAGCUUUUAACCAAUAUUUAACCCUUCCUCAAUAUCGGAGAGUCACACCAGGAACUCUACACUGGUAUGAAUUUGAAAACAUUUUACCAUGAAAUAGAUCUUAUAUUCACUCUGGUGGUUUGACUGAAAAUGGCCUGCACAGAUAUAUAGGAAGUGACAUUAUUAGAGGGUGUGUCCUUGUUGGAGUAGGUGUGGUUUUGUUGGAAGAAGUCUCUGGGGGUGGACCUUGAGGUUUCAGAUGCUCAAGCAAGGUCCACCCACUGUCACUCUUCCUGCCUCCUCUUGAUCCAUAUGUGGAUUCUCAGCUACCUCUUCAACAACAUGUCUGCCUGUGUGCCACCAUGCUUCCCACAUGGAGAUAAUUGACAAAACCUCUAAAACUGUAAGUGUGUCCCUUACAUAAUUUUCUUUGUAGGAGUUACUAUGGUUAUGAUGUCUCUCACAGCAAUAGAAAUCUUAAGAUAUCACUAAGCAAUUUCUUUGAAAAUAGAUUACAUAUGCACUAAUGUUUCAUACAGAAUUAUUCUGAAAUCAACUACUAAUAAUGGUAUAGAAUUCAUGUUACAUUUGACUAAACUAGUAAUAAUUUAAAACAUAAAGACUUGUAACAUUAAUAUUUCUUAUAACCAUCUAAAAUCAAAAUUUUUGCACAUUUGUGUAUUUCAGUAGAACAGGAUUUUUAUAUUUGUAUGAUAUAGCUUCAAUGUAAAGAUUAUUGUAUUGGCCAGGCAGUGGUGACACAUGCCUUUAAUGCCAGCACUUGGGAGUCAGAAACAGGCGACUUUCUGAGUUCAAGACCAGCCUGGUCUACACAGUGAGUUCAAGGACAGCCAGAGCUAUACAGAGAAACCCUGUCUCGAAAAACCAAAAACAAAACAAAAAAAAAAACAAAAAAAGACUAUUGUAUUAUAGGAUUUGAGCUUUAAGAAUAUGUUGCAGAUUAUCUAUAAUAUUAAAUUAACUUCCUUGUGUCAAUUACUAAUAAAUAAAUUAAAGCUUGUGUUCGUUUAUUGCUACCUUGGGGUAAUGAAUUUCAAUUUUAUACUGGAAAGGUAUCAUUAAUGUUGGCCAUUCCAUGAGCGAUAUUUUUAACAAAAACAUGUCACAAAAAUACAGUGGGUAAUUGGGAGCUUUUUAGGGAUGUGCAGUAAGGUAAAUGUGGAACAUAAAGGUGAAUACCACAGCACAGACGAACGGGUAAUGGAAAUAGGAAAGAGGAUUCCUGAGGGAAGUGAAUACAGAAGGAGGAGGAAGGAGGGUAACAUAAUAAAAAGGUGCCUGAAACUGUCAUGGGACUCAAGUGAUGUGAUGGGGAAACAGAAAAAGGAGGCUUCCUGAGGGAAGGGGAAAGGAGGCGAAUAUGGAUGGAUAUAAGGAUAUCUAAAACAACUGCAAAGAGUCAUAAUAGUAACUAUUCACCUUGAAACCAAACUUCACAUAAUUCUGUUUAUAAAGCUACAUAUAUUGUUAUGUAUCUUGAUUGAGCUGAGAACACUCUCUCUAAGAACUGAAGAACACCUAAUUAAAAUCCUAAUAACAGCCCUGAGAAGUUCUUUUGAAUUGUUUACCAGAGCUAUCCAAGAGACUCCCCAAACCUACAGCCCAUUGCUGCUUUAUUUAUCUGGCCAGAGAAAUGGAAGGGAUGUACCCAUUGCUAAAGACGCACCCCAUGCACGUCAAAAAACAGGGCGCAGAGAUUCCUGAGCUGGAACUGUGCUGAAUGCCCCCACCCUGGGGCUAGCUAUUAUGGGUACCAAAUAGUUUCCAAAGAGACAAACAACCAAGUCUUUCCUAGGUCUCUAUGGUGCCUGUUCACCACGUCAGUGACCAGCACUGCACAAUAAAUAAGGGUAAAGUAGUGGCACAUGUACCUUGACAGUAAACAAUUAGACUUAGACCCACUCAGCCAGACGGAAACACAUGCUCACUACUAGCAUGGAAACACACUAACUACUUAGUGCUAGUGAAGUCAUGGUUAUGGAAGGAGACUCCACACGCACUAAUUUAUUAAACCUGUAAAAUCCCUACAAUCUAUAAAUAUCUGUCCUCAUACCUACAAAUAAAUGCCAUCUUUACCCCUCAUCAAGUAAACUUCUGUUUGCAACAAACAGACCACUACAGAAAAACACAGCCAAUCAACAGGCAGAGUUGUGAAGCCUCGAAUCAAUGAUGCAUGUAGAAAACCAUUUGUAUGUCAAAGGCUUAGAGACUGUUUGAGAAGAGGAAGAGCCAGAGGAUCAGGAAGUUUGUACUGAGAUCAUGUUUCCUAGUGAUAUCCAAAAUGAUAUCCUUAAAGUCUCACCAACAUGUUAGCUAAGCACGAACAGAAUAAGGACACCAGUGGACAGGGAAAAGAUCAAGAGGAGGUCUUACCCCUACACAAAAUCACUGUAAAUAACUGAAGAAAGGUCCAUCUUCAGUAGUUUUUCUCCGAGAUUCUCUUGGAACUUUAGAUAUAAGUCACAGUGUCUUCCCUCUCAGAACAUAAGUUUUCAAACAGUUUAUAUAGAUUAGUUAACAAACAUUCCCUUAGCAAAGUAAAUGACUCAUCCAGCACACACCAUGGGAACUUAAAUUUCAUGUCAGGGUCAUGAAGAGUGAUGACCUUUCAAAGAACAUAGACUUCUUCCAAUAAAAGUGAUGAUGCCUGGAUGCUGCUCAGAGGGCUUUGUUCAGGAUGCCAUGUGGGAGAACUACAGUGAUCUAGUCUCUGUGGGUGAGGAUAUAUUUCCUUCAUGAUUCCCACUUCAUCCUAGGGAUGUCUUUCAAUUGCUAUUAAUGAUGAUAGACUUGCAAGAUAAAAAUCAUAUACUAGGUAAAAGACAACUUAUGCUUAUGUAAAAGUCAUCCCAUGUGUGGACAUAGGGUGAAGAUUAAGUAAUGACAACAAUGAAGUAGGAAGUAGAAAAGAAACUAAAAUGAUGGAUGCCAUGACUUGAAUGAAUAGAAGGAGUGAAGAUCUAGAAUUAUUCUUGGUUCACUGAUAAGAAUGGCCUUUGUUUCCCCAGGGAGUGUCUUCUGUAGUUUGAGGUAGGAAAAGUGCAAUUAGUUGAUUAAUUCAAGUUUGGAUAGAGAAAUCUGUGUAACCCAUUGGAGAUGAGGGUGGAGGCGGGGAAAUGCUGCAAAACAUGUUAUUACAGGGCUGUGGAUGGAACUUGGGACAUAGAUUUGGAAGAGCAGAGGGAGAGGUGAAGAUCAGCAAUUAGCCUACCUACUUCCCUGCCCAGUGUAGACUUUGUGUCUUUGAUUCUGCUGCAUUUUUGGUGUGGGACAAUGCAUUCAGUAGGAGAGUGUAGGGGAGAAGAACAGGACCCACUAGAAAUUAAAUGGACAGAGAAAUUCAAAGAUAGGAAACAAAGUCAGAGACAGCUCCCACUCCAAUUGUGAAGAGAACAACAGGAACACCAAGCUGCACAUCAACUACAAACAUAUGGGACCUAGAUCUAGCCGCUGGAUGUUCUUUGCUUGGUGUCUUAAUUGCUGUGAACCCUCACGGGGCCCAGGUUAGUGGACUCUGCAUGUCUUCUUGUGGUAUCCUUGAAGCCUCUGCCUUCUCUGCCCUCUUCUACUCACCUCCUUGAUUGCCACCUAGUGUUUGGCUGUGAAUCUCCGCAUCUGUUUCCCUUAGCUGCUGGACAAAGCCUCUUAGAAGACAGGCUAGCCUCCUGUCUGUAAGCAUAGCAGAGUAUCACUGCUAGUGUCAGUGGCAGGCUCUCUCAUGCAUGGGUCUCAAUUUGGGCCAGUCAGUGGUUGGCCAGUCCCACAAUCUCUACUCCAUCUUUAUUCCUGCACAUCUUGUAGGCAGGACAGAUUUGGGGUCAAAGGAUUUGAAAGUGGGCUGGUGUAACCACCUCUGUAUUUGAAAUCCCACUUGGCUACAGGAAGUGGCCACUUUUGUCUCCAAGUCUGCAGCUUCUUGGAGUCUCAGCUAAGGUUACCCCCAUAGACUCCUGGUAGACUCCCCAUCUCAGAUCUCUGUCUCACUCAAGAGGUCUUCCACCCACCGAUUUUCUCUCUCCCAGCCUUCUUCAGCCUCUCCAUCCCCACUGUCCACAUGAUCUCCACCCGUUUCCCUUCCUACCCAUCUCCCACUCAGUUUUCUCCUUCCAUCCAUUUCUGGUACACACACACACACACACACACACACACACACACACACACACACAAAGGCAAGGAGUAAUGGGGGAGGGGCUUGUGAACAUAGGGCUGGCAGGAGAAGAGAGGGGCUGAGAUAGGGUUGUAAAGUAAAUAAAAACAAAUAAAUGAAUGAACUAUUAAGAAGGUAAGAAAAGUUUCUCUUGGGUAUGGUCUUGUUGUAUGAAGAAGACUGUGAGUAUUGUUCAUAGACAUUCUGACAUCUGUCAGUAUUAUAAUGAUUUUUCAACAACAAUUGCUGGAGGAUGAUGUCUUAUUUGGGUUUUCAUUGCUGUGAAAAGACACCAUGACCAUGGCAAUUCUUAUAAGAGACACUUACUUGGGACUAGCUUACAAGUUCAGAGGUUCAGUCCAUUAUCAUCAAGGCAGGAAACCUGGCAGCAUCCCUCCAGGCAUGGCACUGGAGGAAGUGAGAGUUCUAAAUCUUCACCCAAAGGAAAGCCAGGAGCCAACUAGCUUCCUAGCAGCUAGGAGAAGGGACUACAAGCCUAUCCCUACAGUGCCACACUUCUUUCAACAAGGCCAUAAGUACUCCAGUGAGGCCACACCUCCUAAUAGUGCUACUCCUUGGGCCAAGCAUAUUCAAACCACCACAGAUGCAUCAAUUCAAGAUACAAAAGAAUUUUCAAAUUUCAUUUCUCAUUGUGAAAUUAAUACUGCCUAUGUUGGAAACAGCCUCCUCCCUUGGGCCUUCCCUGUUACUUAGUUUCCUUGGGUUUGUGAAUUAUAGCAUGCUUACCCUGUACAUUAUGGCUAAUACCUUCUUAUAAAUGAAUAUAUUUCAUACAUGA
Mastomys coucha (southern multimammate mouse) is the source of this 7829-nucleotide messenger RNA. Its product is annotated as zinc finger protein 345-like. Gene Ontology annotation, molecular function: DNA-binding transcription factor activity, RNA polymerase II-specific; RNA polymerase II cis-regulatory region sequence-specific DNA binding. The transcript is spliced from 6 exons. NCBI's taxonomy places the organism in Eukaryota, Metazoa, Chordata, Mammalia, Rodentia, Muridae. The coding region runs from base 350 to 2644 and encodes 764 amino acids. The record is from RefSeq and is a predicted model, not a curated record. Gene Ontology annotation, biological process: regulation of DNA-templated transcription.